Molecule: messenger RNA, 7346 nt
Organism: Nerophis lumbriciformis (worm pipefish)
Lineage: Eukaryota; Metazoa; Chordata; Actinopteri; Syngnathiformes; Syngnathidae
Gene: abl2
Product: c-abl oncogene 2, non-receptor tyrosine kinase
Biological process (GO): protein phosphorylation
Molecular function (GO): protein binding; ATP binding; non-membrane spanning protein tyrosine kinase activity
Source: RefSeq, a predicted model, not a curated record
CAACCCCUGCCGCCUUCCGCGACACAUCCUCUGUACUGCGGUAAAGAUGGCGGCGUCAGAGGGGGCGCGCAGCAGCCGGACAACGGCGACAGCUUUUUGAAAAUGCUGCUCAUUUUCGCUACUCUCGCUCGUUAAUUUUCGGACUCGACGACCACCUAUAUCCCCCCGGAGCGAACGGAGUGGCUGUCAAGCUGCUCGGGUUGUCAUUUUAACUCCAGACCGGGUGGAUUUAUGCGACUAGUUAGUUGGCUAACCCAGCUAGCUAACAGGGGAGAGUCCGCCGAGGAGAAGACCACGAAGGCGGGGGGAAGAAGAGGACCGCGGUUCGGUACUCUGGCGUCUCCGGCUCAUGGGAAUGUGAGCCAGCGGUCCGCGGGAGGGUGUGCUCGCUUCGUCCUGAACGUCCUGACCAACUCCGAACUACCGGGAUGGGACAGCAGGUAGGCCGCGUCGGUGAGGGCGCAUCGACCGGACUUCAGCCGCCACAGCCCCACGCGUCCCAACCGCACCAAGUGAAGGGGAGCCGGGGUAGCGUCGCUGGGAGGAGACCCCGGGAAGCCGGCAGUAACAUCGGUACACCGCCAGGCAGGACAGCGGCGAUCAAUGUCCCUGAUCCGUCGAUUAAUAUAUUCACCAAGCACUCAGAAGCUCUCCACAGGCCGUUCGGCCUGGACUCUGCAGCCCUGACAGAAGCGGUACGCUGGAGCUCCAAGGAGAACUUGCUGGGGGCAGCUGAGAGCGACCCCAACCUGUUUGUUGCACUUUAUGACUUUGUCGCCAGUGGGGACAAUACUCUCAGCAUCACGAAAGGCGAGAAGUUACGCGUGUUGGGCUACAACCAGAAUGGAGAGUGGAGUGAGGUUCGCUCUAAGAACGGCCAGGGUUGGGUCCCGUCCAACUACAUUACACCUGUCAACAGCCUGGAGAAGCAUAGCUGGUAUCACGGGCCUGUGUCACGCAGUGCCGCCGAGUACCUGCUGUCGUCCCUUAUAAAUGGCAGCUUCCUUGUCCGGGAAAGUGAAAGCAGCCCCGGACAGCUGUCCAUUUCCCUCCGCUAUGAGGGUAGAGUCUACCACUACCGGAUUAACACUUCCUCGGAUGGCAAGGUAUAUGUGACCUCCGAGAGCCGCUUCGCCACCCUGGCUGAGCUGGUCCACCACCACUCCACAGUAGCGGACGGCCUGGUCACCACACUGCACUACCCAGCACCCAAGUGCAACAAGCCCACCGUGUACGGUGUAUCGCCCAUCCAUGACAAGUGGGAGAUGGAGCGCACCGACAUCACUAUGAAGCACAAGCUCGGAGGAGGCCAGUACGGCGAGGUGUACGUGGGCGUGUGGAAGAAGUACAACCUCACAGUGGCAGUCAAGACGCUCAAGGAGGAUACCAUGGAAGUUGAGGAAUUUUUGAAAGAGGCUUCUGUAAUGAAAGAGGUCAAACAUCCAAACCUGGUUCAGCUUCUAGGUGUGUGUACAUUGGAGCCUCCGUUUUACAUUGUGACCGAGUACAUGCCACAUGGUAACCUUCUGGACUACUUGAGAGACUGCGACAAGGAAGAAGUGAAUGCUGUAGUUCUGCUCUACAUGGCCACACAGAUCUCCUCUGCAAUGGAAUACUUGGAGAAAAAGAAUUUCAUCCACAGGGAUCUAGCCGCAAGAAACUGCCUGGUUGGGGAGAAUCAUGUUGUUAAGGUGGCAGACUUUGGUCUGAGCAGGUUGAUGACUGGCGACACCUACACUGCGCACGCUGGGGCAAAAUUCCCCAUCAAGUGGACCGCGCCCGAGAGCCUUGCCUACAACACCUUCUCCAUCAAAUCUGACGUAUGGGCUUUUGGGGUCCUGUUGUGGGAAAUUGCCACCUACGGAAUGUCUCCAUAUCCAGGCAUUGAUUUGUCUCAGGUCUAUGACCUUCUGGAGAAGGGCUACCGCAUGGAACAACCCGAGGGAUGCCCACCAAAGGUCUAUGAGCUUAUGAGAGCAUGCUGGCAGUGGAGUCCAUUGGACAGACCAUCUUUUGCAGAAAUCCACCAAGCCUUUGAAACAAUGUUCCAUGACUCCAGCAUCUCAGAAGAGGUUGCAGAGGAGCUCUGCAAGAUGGCCUCCUCUGGUCAAAGCGGUGCCCUUCACGCGUUCAGCCAUGACACGCCCCUGUUGCCUUCCAAAUCUCGCACACACCUAAAGCACACGGAAAACAAGGAGAACAUCGAGAGUGGGCUAGACGGGCGGCCAGACCACGGCACUCAUGGCCCCUCAGGCUGGCCUCUGUUAGGAGGCAAUGGACGCUCGGGCAGCUCCCCAGCACUGCCCAGAAAACAGCAGCCACGUGAUAAAUCUCCGAGCAGCUUUUUAGAGGACACACUGGAUACGGGGACUUUCACACGAGACCGCAAGACUAGCUUCUUCAGCUCCUUCAUUAAGAAGAAGUCGUCAUCCUCGUCCUCCUCGCCGUCCUCCCAGCACCAACAGAACCUUCCGACGCCUCCCAAAAGGAGCAGUUCCUUUCGAGAGAUGGAGACGCAACCCCACAAGAAAUAUGAGCCUACUGCUGAUUUUAGCGCCCCGCCUCCCUCUGACAGUUUAGGGGGCUUCUCCGCCUCUCCCUCUCAUUCCCAAGGUGAGCCUGCCCAGGCUCAGUCACGCUGCUGUGGAGCCGCAUUUGGACAGAAGCCUUCUGGCGGAGGGUUUGUUUCACAGGUAACAAGUGGUAGCAGCUGGGGGGGACUUGCCGGCUUUUUUACCCCCAGGCUUAUCAAAAAGACCCUCGGGCUACGGACAGGAAAGGCGGUCUGCUCAGGGGAUGGUGGAACCAUAGUGGGGGGGCCGAAACCGUUACCGAGGUCCAAUUCUACCUCCUCUAUGUCCUCCGGGUUGCCAGACCUGGAGCGUAUUGCUCUGACUUUGCCCAGGAACCGCAGUGCUAAAGCUCCUCUGGAGAGGACUGCCUCCACAACCUCCCAGCCAGAGAACGGGACCGCACGGCCCACAGACACUCCGCUCAGGAGGAUGGAUGAGGGGACCGCACAGAUCAGGGAAAGGCCCAAAGCCAAGCUGCUACCCCGGACAACCGCUGCAGGGGGUAGGGCCCCAGGGGUUGGAGGGGAAGUGGGGGAAUCCGACGGGGGCGGGCAGCAAAGCUGGGCGUCCCCCUCUAAGACUUCUAGUUCAGUUGCUGCAGGUGCACAAACUCACAACCACAAAGUUCCGGUUCUUAUAUCCCCCACGUUAAAGAACAGCCUAGGAGACGUGCACCUCGUCGGAUUGGACUCUCAGGGGAACCGUUUCAAGCUUCUGUCCGAGCACCAGGCGGACCGGGACAGGCCGCGGCUUGUCAAGCCCAAAUGCGCCCCGCCACCUCCGCCGACCCUCCGCGGCAUGCAUCCCUCUUACAGCAGCGAGGGGGAUGAGCAGGUCGGAGCCACACCAGUCCAAGUCAACGGGGACUCGUUAAAAGGUCAUAAGUCAGGGCGACUGCCAGGAGGAGUGACCACGUGUAGACCGACAGUGCCUCCUCCGCAGGUGCCUCCUACUUCCUUCCCUGCCAACACAACUCCCACCAAAAUGUCCAACGGAGCACCCAGUGCCACAUCCUCCACGCACUCCAAAGCGGGGCUGAGGCGAACCAGGCAGCAGUCGGAAAAAUCGCAGCCGGAGCGCGUGAGCCGCGAGGCCCUGCUGGAGUGUGCUGAGUGCCUGAGCAACAUCCUCCACAGCAGCCCCGAAAGCCCCUCCAGCAGCCAAGUACUGGACGCCGGCCACCAGCUGCUGGACUACUGCUCCGGUUACGUGGACUGCAUUCCCCAGAUGAGGAACAAGUUUGCCUUCCGGGAGGUGGUGGGGAAGCUGGAGCUCAGCCUGCAGGAGCUGAGGGCCUCGUCCUCGGGAGGUGGUGGGGGGCCGAGCUGCGUGGGGCCCAACGUCCAACUAGAUAACCUGCACAGCUGUAUUAAAGAGAUUAGUGAUGUAGUCCAGAGGUAGCUGACACUAACGCCGCAAGAUUAUUUUAUUCCUUUAAUAUCGUAUUGACCAGAAUAUAAGAUGACCCUGAAUAUCACACAUCCUCUUUUACAAGUUUGUGGAAGAAGAGGGUGUUGUGACAAAUUGAUUUUUUAUUCAUUUCAUCCAUCCGUUGGUCUAAGAAUGAUUGAUCAAAUUCAUAUGACAGUUGUUGUAAUCUUCCAAUCAGCAUCUUUUUCUGUUGUUUGCUACAGGUGCGUUCGCUAAAAUAAACUCUGGCGUGUUUGCUCCACUAAGGCGGUUUAUUUUGGUCGAGUGUGAAUGCAACAAGCAAGCUGCCAGAUACUUUCUUUUGAGAGAGGUUUCUGUCUGCUUGUAAGGGGACUUUUCAAAAACACAAAACCAGUGAAGUUGGCACGUUGUGUAAUUCGUAAAUAAAAACAGAAUAUAAUGAUUUGCAAAUCUUUUUCAACUUAUAUUCAAUUGAAUAGACUGCAAAGACAAGAUAUUUAAUGUUCGAACUUAAUUUUUUUGUUGCAAAUAAUCAUUAACUUAGAAUUUAAUGGCAGCAACACAUUGCAAAAAAGUUGGCACAGGGGCAUUUUUACCACUAUGUUACAUGGCCUUUCCUUUUAACAACACUCAGUAAACGUUUAAGAACUGAGAUCAAUUUUUGAAGCUUUUCAGGUGGAAUUCUUUCCCAUUCUUGCUUGAUGUUGUUCAGCAGUCCGGACUCUCCGUUGUGGUAUUUUAGGCUUCAUAAUGCGCUACACAUUUUCAAUGGGAGACAGGUCUGGACUACAGUCAGGCCAGUCUAGUACCCGCACUCUUUUACUAUGAAGCGACGCUGUUGUAACACAUGCAGAAUGUGGCUUGCCAUUGUCUUGCUGAAAUAAGCAGGGGUGUCCAUGAUAACGUUGUUUGGAUGGCAACAUAUGUUGCUCCAAAACCUGUAUGUACCUUUCAGCAUUAAUGGCGCCUUCACAGAUGUGUAAGUUGCCCAUGCCUUGGGCACUAAUACACCCCCAUACCAUCACAGAUGCUGGCUUUUCAACUUUGCCUCUAUAACAAUCCGGAUGGUUCUUUUCCUCUAUGGUCCGGAGGACACGACGUCCACAGUUUCCAAAAACAAUUUGAAAUGUGGACUCGUCAGACUACAGAACACUUUUCCACUUUGCAUCAGUCCAUCUUAGAUCAGCUCGGGCCCAGCAUAGCCGGUGGCGUUUCUGGGUGUUGUUGAUAAAUGGCUUUCGCUUUGCAUAGUCGAGUUUUAACUUGCACUUACAGAUGUAGCGACAAACUGUAGUUACUGACAGUGGUUUUCUCAAGUGUUCCUGAGCCUGUGUGGUGAUAUCCUUUACACACUGAUGUCACUUUUUGAUGCAGUACAGCCUCAGGGAUCCAAGGUCACAGGCAUUGCCGCUUACGUGCAGUGAUUUCUCCAGAUUCUCUGAACCUUGUGAUGAUAUUACGGACCGUAGAUAGUGAAAUCCCUAAAUUCCUUGCAAUAGCUGGUUGAGAAAUGUUGUUCUUAAACUGUUGGACAAUUUGCUCACGCAUUUGUUCACAGAGUGGUGAUCCUCGCCCCAUCCUUGUUUGUGAAUGACUGAGCAUUUCAUGGAAGCUGCUUUUAUACCCAAUCAUGGCACCCACCUGUUCCCAAUUAGCCUGUUCACCUGUGGGAUGUUCCAAAUAAGUGUUUGAUGAGCAUUCCUCAACUUUCUCAGUCUUUUUUGCCACUUGUGCCAGCUUUUUUGAAACAUGUUGCAGGCAUCAAAUUCCAAAAGAGCUAAUAUUUGCAAACAAUAAAGUUUACCAGUUCGAACGUUAAAUAUAUUGUCUUUGCAGUCUGUUCAAUUGAAUAUAGGUUAAAAUGUAUUUGCAAAUCAUUGUAUUCUGUUUUUAUUUACUAUUUACACAACAUGCCAACUUCACUGGUUUUGGGUUUUGCAUUUCUUAGAAGCUUUGUGAAAUUUAACCCAAUAUAGAAAUAUCCUAUGUUCUCAACACAAUAGAGAGCACUCUGCUUUGGAAAUGUUGAGGUUUGUCGCAUAAUAUGCAUACAAUCUUUACUGUGCGGACUUUGGUCCCAUGAAGCCACGCAAACUGCACCAACUAUCCCUUUUUUUAAAUUUUUUAUCAGGACCUGCGUACCGAACCACAAGUGUCAACACAACCAAUAUUAAAGGGUGACAAAGAUUUCAGAGAAACCAAGUUGUCCUGCAGUAUUCUAUUGGUUUGCAUUUAUAAAUCCCAAGAUUGUUGUUUUUUUAUGGUGAAAAUACUCAUAUUCGGGUCAAUGCGGUACCUUUGGGAGGAUGCGGUGAUGAAAUUAGAACAAUGUGUUAAGUACCUCAGAGAAAUUUGUGUUGUUUACAAACAUAAUUACAAACUUAAUGUGGUGAAAUGAAUGUCAAGUGUGGGUCACCAGCACAGAUUGUUACGAAAGUGAACGCUCACUCUGCUUGUGUAUGUGUGUCUGUUAGUUGUGAGCAGCCCUACUGACUACACCAGACCCACUCUUAUUCAAGUUAAAGUACCAAUGAUAGUCACACACACACUAGGUGUGAUGAAAUUUGUCCUCUGCAUUUGACCCAUCCCCUUGUUCCACCCCCCUGGGAGGUGAGGGGAGCAGUGGGCAGCAGCGGUGGCCGCGCCCGGGAGUCAUUUUGGUGAUUUAACCCCCAAUUCCAACCCUUGAUGCUGAGUGCCAAGCAGGGAGGUAAUGGGUCCCAUUUUUAUAGUCUUUGGUAUGACUCGGCCGGGGUUUGAACUCACGACCUACCGAUCUCAGGGCAGACACCCUAACCACUAGGCCACUGAGUAGGUAUAAUCUGACUAUAAUCUAAUCAUUAAUCGACAAUGAAGCCCACCAACAUAUGAAUCGAUUAUUAUGCCCAUCAUUAGCUUAAAAUAAAUGUGCAAUGGGCAAUAUUGCAUAAUUUUUGGGGUUUUUUGUAUCGUAGGAAAAUCCAAAUGAAGCAUGACACACAACACAGGUCACUUAAUCAUAAACAGAAGAACAGAAACCUAUUUUACAAAACCCAAAACCAGUGAAGUUGGCACGUUGUCUAAUUCGUAAAUAAAAACUGAAUACAAUGAUUUGCAAAUCCUUUUCAACUUAUAUUCAAUUAAAUAGACUGCAAAGACAAGACAUUUAAUGUUUGAAUUGAGAAACUUAUUUUUUUUGCAAAUAAUCCAAUCCAAUCCAAUCCAUUCUCCCACGGCGUGGCGCAGUGGGAGAAUGGCCGUGCGCGACCCGAGGGUCUCUGGUUCAAUCCCCACCUAGUACCAACCUCGUCAUGUCCGUUGUGUCCUGAGCAAGACACUUCACCCUUGCUCCUGAUGGGUGCUGGUUAGCGCCUUGCAUGGCAGCUCCCUCCAUCAGUGUGU